ACCUUCACCUUUGACCACUGCUUCUGGUCCUUCUCGGAGGCGGACGGCCACUACGCCAGCCAGGAGUACGUCUUCCAGCAGCUGGGCACCUCGGUGCUGGACAGCGCCUUCCAGGGCUACAAUGCCUGCAUCUUCGCGUACGGGCAGACGGGCAGCGGCAAGAGCUACACGAUGAUGGGCAGCCCGCACGAGAAGGGCCUCAUUCCCCGCCUCUGCGACGCCCUCUUUGAGCGCAUCGAGGCGGCGACGAGGGCGGACGAGGGGGCCAGCUUCAAGCUGGAGGUCAGCUACAUGGAGAUCUACAAUGAGAAGGUGCACGACCUGCUCGACCCGGCCGGCGGCACGCGCCAGUCGCUGAAGGUGCGCGAGCACAACAUUCUCGGCCCGUACGUCGAUGGGCUGAGCACGCUGGCCGUCAGCAGCUUCGCCGAGAUUGACAGCCUCAUGGCGGAGGGCAAUAAGUCGCGGACGGUGGCGGCCACCAACAUGAACUCCGAGUCGAGCCGGUCGCAUGCGGUCUUCACGCUGACGCUGACCUGCUCGGUGUACGACUCGAUGGCCGAUGUGAGGGGAGAGCGGGUUUCGAAGAUGAGCCUGGUCGACCUGGCGGGCAGUGAGCGAGCGGUGAAGACCGGGGCGGUGGGCGAGCGGCUGAAGGAGGGCUCGAAUAUCAACAAAUCGUUGACGACGCUCGGGCUGGUCAUCUCGAAGCUGGCCGAUCAGGCGGCGGCGGCAUCGCUAGGAGCAGCAGGUCGGCGAAAGGAAACCUCAAAGUCGAGCACCUUUGUCCCGUACCGUGAUUCAGUGCUCACCUGGCUGCUGAAGGACAACCUGGGCGGCAACUCGAAGACCAUCAUGAUCAGCACCAUCAGCCCGGCGGCGGACAGCUACGAGGAGACGCUCAGUACACUCCGGUACGCCGAUCGGGCGAAGCGCAUCGUCAACCACGCGGUCAUCAACGAAGACCCCAACAACCGCAUCAUUCGGGAGUUGCGCGAGGAGGUGGAGCAGUUGAAGGAGCAGCUGCUGCAUGCCACCGUGCAGACGGAGCUCCAGGAGCGGCUCGUAGAGUCGGAGAAGCUCAUCAAGGAGAUGGAGCAGACCUGGGAGGAGAAGCUGCGGCGGACGGAGAAGAUUCACCAGGAGCGGCAGCUGGCGCUGGAGAAGAUGGGCAUCAGCGUGCAGAGUUCGGGCAUUGCCGUGGAGAAGGACCGCUACUACCUGGUCAACCUCAAUGCCGACCCCUCCAUGAACGCCCUGCUCGUCUACUACCUGAAGGAGCGGACGCUCAUUGGGCGGCCUGACGCCGAGGUGGAGCAGGAUAUUCAGCUGUCCGGGGUGGGCAUCAUGCCCGAACAUGCCGUGAUUGAGAUUGACCGACAUGCGGGCGAGAUUUGGAUGGAGCCGGCCGCAGGCUCUGGAGGAGGUGCCCGAACCUAUGUUAAUGGACGGCCGAUUGGCGAGUCGAGGGUGAUGCUGCGAAACGGCGACCGCAUCCUCUGGGGCAACAAUCACUUCUUCAGUCUGAACUGUCCCAUUGGCUCGG
Messenger RNA from Rhagoletis zephyria (snowberry fruit fly), 1546 nucleotides. Lineage: Eukaryota; Metazoa; Arthropoda; Insecta; Diptera; Tephritidae. The record is from RefSeq and is a predicted model, not a curated record.